Messenger RNA from Pyricularia oryzae 70-15, 2391 nucleotides. RefSeq lists its product as uncharacterized. The record is from RefSeq and is a predicted model, not a curated record. The coding region runs from base 1 to 2391 and encodes 796 amino acids. NCBI's taxonomy places the organism in Eukaryota, Fungi, Ascomycota, Sordariomycetes, Magnaporthales, Pyriculariaceae. Gene Ontology annotation, biological process: regulation of gene expression. Gene Ontology annotation, molecular function: protein binding. Gene Ontology annotation, cellular component: nucleus. The transcript has a single exon.
AUGGAUUUCAUGUCAAAAGCAGCCGGCAUGGGGAAAACCACCGCAAUGUGCACCACGCUGCUGCAAGCCAUCGACCGCUACAUCGUUGGAACCAAGACCGCUUCCGUUGCAGUCUGCGAGUUCCACAGCACCAUCCGUACGCUCGACUACUCGAUCGUCGAAAUAUCCAAGCUUCUGCACCAGCGCGGCCCCGAAGUCCUACCCUUUGAGCGUAAACACCAUGAGCACAUCCAAAACAUUGUUAACUCGUGCACGUGUACGCUCGAGAGUCUGGAGACGAAGCUCCACGAUGGCCAGCGGCAGCAGGACGAGGAGGCCGCCCUCGAAACAGGGGGGAUUGACUUUGAUCUGGCUUUGGAGUCCAGUACAAUCAGACAGCUGACAAGCCUUAUAAAAAGCUACAAUAACGUUCUGCAGCUGAGUAUGAUAACGCUGAGUCUCACAGUGACUUGGGCUGCAGAAGGAAGCCAGGGAGAGAUUAGGAAAAUGGUACGGCAGUUGGCCGAUUCUAUGCCACAACUGCGUCUCAAAAGACCGGGUGUGCAGCCAAACUCCCCAUUUCUCAUCGAUAUGAACGACGGGAUGACCAAGGUCAACAUUUCGAUACCUCACGAGGUUCGAGCUUGGAGGCUUUCGGCUGAAAAGGUUGCUGCCGCAGUGAGCUUGUACGAACCCGAUCAAAUGUCGCAAUUCGGCUUCGAUAGCGCCAUUCAAUACAGUAAUGAUGGCCUUCGGGAGAUCAGCCCAAGCGACAGUGGUGUUGAUCUCGUCUUCGACGAGGAACCCAAGAAAAGUCCAUCUGCAAAGGCACCAGAGUCCCGGUAUGGUAACUGCGGCUAUGCAUGCCCUCACCUUUUGCAGGCUCGAUUUGAACAAGACCAAAAAGCGGUCGCUCACUUGGUUUCUUAUGGGCUUUUCGUCGAGGCUUCGAGGUUUCAGCGUAAAUGCAUCGACUAUAAAAUGUCUUUGGCCAACCUCGGUGAGGUACCAACUCCCAGGGCUGAGCUCGCAGGCAUGCAGGAGGAUCUGGCUGAGAUUCUGCUCAAGACUGGGACGCGAGAUGGCGAGAUUGAAGCUAUCGAGAUCAUUAGAGGGUUGCUGGCUGACGAUGAUAGAGAGCCGACUGAAGCCCUGGACCAGCACAGACGUUGUCGCCUAUACCACAGACUUGGAAGCAUAUACAUGCUGUCGUCUCCGAGCAAACAUGACCAGUCAGAACGACUGAAGCUGGCAAGGAAUUUCCUCACGCUCGCCUUCGAUGGUAGGAGAGAGAUGUAUCCCAUUCCGCGAGACCUAGUCCUCGAGUCUGGCGACCUUUUGGUUAGAGUAAUGCAUCUCGAACGGGACUUUGAGUCGGCGAGAGGUUACAUGGAGUGGAUACGGCAAGAGCUUCGGCCCGACCUAUCAACUCCAAUUUCAUAUAAACAACAACGGAAGCGCCUUCGGAGGCAAGCACAAAGCAGCGUCGAGGCGGUUGCCGAGGACUUUCAAGCCGAUGAAGAAGAUAGCCAGGAGCUUGUGAACGCAUGCAUGUGGUCACAGAGCAAAGGCUUCGACAUCGACGCUGUAGACUUUGAUUUCGCGAGUUGCAGCGCCUCUCGGGGAACUUCUCCACUACACAUGGCGGUACUUGAGGAAAAACUAGGAAUAAUCGGACCCAUGUUAACGUGUGCUUCGAGUCUAGAGCACCGCGACUCCAACCACAUGACGCCCUUGCUCCUGGCGUGCCACACACGUAACCAUAAGGUUGUCCACAUUCUUCUGGAAAGCGAGGCGUGCUUCAUUGAUGCUGAUGGGUCAGUUGUAUCCGACUACCGUGGAAAGUCUGCGUUGCACUUGUGCCAAGACAAGAAGGGAGGUGUACGUGUCGCCAAACUACUGGUGCAGCACGCACAACGGCUGGUCUGCUCAUUGCAACCCAAGGAAUUGACAACAACAGCGGGCUCCCGCGCCGAUGUCCAGCUGCUUCAGGCAGUGGAGCACGCCGGGAAGUCGGCACUUUCCCUGGCGGUCGAGAACGGAAACGAAGAGAUGGUCCAAUUCUUGUUGGAAGCCGGGGCCUGCCCAAAUCUACUUGACAACCACGGCAAAACGGCACUGUACGUGGCCUGUGAGCGAGGAGACGAGCGAAUUGUGAGGCAGUUGCUCUUGCCGAAGAACGGCUCUGCCGACCCAAAUGCCCCGGGGCCGGGCCAAUGCACGCCGCUGAUGGCCGCGUUGGAAAACGGGCCCAGCAUUGCGGUCAAGAUGGCUCUUGCUCGAAUGUUGCUAAAGGCUGGAGCAGAUCCAAGUAGAGCCGAUGGGGACGGGCGAACGGCUCUCACGGUUGCCAAGCAGUCGAGCUUCAGUUCCCAACUAGUAAGAAUGAUGCAGAGGCAGCGGCUAUGGUGA